AUGGCUGUUCCCAGCUCGGGUCUCAGUACCAGCGGCAGCUCAGCGGGCUCCGAGUUCGAGCUCGAUGCCACGCCUACAGAGCCCAUCAAUACCGCUGGAGCGGCGCAGGAAGCAGCCAAUGCUGCUGCCGAAAAUGUGAACGGCGGACCUACCCUUCGCUCGCCCUUCAUCCCGGUGACCCCGGCCCCUCCUGUGACCGUGCUGCCUUCAGCCCUGACUGCGACCGGAUUUGGUAAUGGAGAUGCAGUGCUUGAGUUGGCGGACGGGACGGCAUAUGAGGGAAUCAGCUUCGGUGCGCCAGGGAAGAGCGUCGCUGGCGAGUGUGUAUUCCAGACCGGAAUGGUUGGUUAUACGGAAAGCUUGACGGACCCGUCAUACGAGGGCCAGAUCCUUGUGCUCACUUACCCCCUCGUGGGUAACUAUGGUGUUCCAGAACGCAAGACCGCUCCCAUCCGCGAAUUACCCCUUGAGUUCGAAUCCUCCAAGAUCCAUAUCGCAGCACUGAUUGUCGCCUACUACUCGGAGGAUUUCUCGCACUGGCUUGCGAAGAGCUCCCUUGGCGAUUGGCUGAAGGAAAACGGCAUACCUGCAAUUUACGGCGUCGAUACCCGUGCUUUGACAAAGCGCAUUCGUGAGAAGGGAAGCAUGCUAUGCAAGGUGCUUGUGCGGCGCCCCGGAACGCCUGACAGACUGAGCAUGCCGUACGGUACCACCGCCACUGAUGCACUUACCGCAACCAUGCCUUCGUCACGUGUAGCAAGCAGGACGGGCAGCCCAACGAGCUCCGGCGCGUGGAAAGAAAACUACGAAGACUUGCCUUUCUCCGAUCCUAAUUCGCUCAACCUCGUCCAGAUGGUCUCGAUCACCCAGGCGCGCAUAUUCAACCCGAAGGAGGUGUCUAGCGUAGAUCCCCUCAUGCACCCCUCUGGUCGCCCCAUUCGGGUCAUCGCGGUGGACGUAGGAAUGAAGUACAAUCAGAUCCGGUGCUUCACCAGUCGGGGCAUCGAGCUCAAAGUCGUCCCUUGGGAUUAUGACUUCCUCGCCAUCUCUGAGGACGCGUACGAUGGCCUGUUCAUCUCGAACGGCCCGGGUGACCCGACCACGGUGUCGGCCACCAUUGCACGGUUACGCAGCGCGCUCUCGCAGACAGGUGACGCUUUGAAACCCAUCUUCGGUAUCUGUCUUGGUCACCAGUUGCUCGCACUCGCCGCUGGCGCAAACACCAAGAAGAUGAAAUACGGUAACCGCGGACACAAUAUCCCCUGCACGGAUGCGCAGUCUGGAAGGUGCUAUAUCACCUCUCAGAACCACGGAUUCGAAGUAGAUGCGCAUACAUUGCCAGAAGGAUGGCAGGAGUUGUUCCAGAACGCGAACGAUGGGAGCAACGAAGGUAUUUAUCAUGCUGAGAAACCGUUUUUCUCUGUCCAGUUUCAUCCGGAAUCCACACCUGGUCCGAGGGAUACCGAGUUCUUGUUUGAUGUCUUCAUCGGCAAGGUCGUGGACUAUGCGACGAAGCAGCCUCCUACUGCAGUCACCAUGCCAGGUGGAUCCAGAGUUGAGAACGAGCAUCGUGUACCUCGCGCGACGGUUAGAAAGGUUCUCAUCCUCGGCUCAGGAGGGCUGUCCAUCGGCCAGGCUGGCGAAUUUGACUAUUCCGGCUCGCAAGCGCUCAAAGCACUGAAAGAGGAGGGCAUUUAUAGCAUCCUUCUCAACCCGAACAUCGCUACCAUCGCGACGAGCAAGGGAAUGGCGGACAAGGUCUACUACCUCCCAGUCACGAGCGAGUUUGUACGCAAGGUCAUCAACUACGAGCGUCCGGACGGGAUCUACGUCACUUUUGGUGGCCAGACCGCACUCAACGUGGGCAUACAGCUCAAGGAUGAAUUCGCCAAGCUUGGGGUGCAGGUCUUGGGCACGCCUAUCGACACGAUCAUAAUGACCGAAGAUAGAGAGCUCUUUGCUAGGAGCAUGGAGCAGAUUGGUGAGCGCUGCGCCCAAUCCGCCAGUGCGACGACCGUCCCAGAGGCUGUGGCCGCUGCCACGUCGAUCGGCUAUCCCGUCAUUGUCCGUGCUGCCUUCGCGCUUGGAGGGCUCGGCUCUGGAUUUGCGAAGAAUGAGCAGGAGCUCACGGUCCUUUGCAACAAGGCUUUCGCGACCAGCCCGCAGGUGCUGGUGGAGAAGAGCAUGAAGGGCUGGAAGGAGAUCGAGUACGAGGUUGUGCGCGAUUGCCGGGAUAAUUGUAUCACUGUUUGCAACAUGGAGAACUUCGACCCUCUGGGAAUUCAUACUGGAGACUCGAUCGUGGUUGCCCCGUCUCAGACGCUGUCGGACACAGAGUAUAAUAUGUUGCGUACCACGGCGGUCAACGUAAUCCGGCACCUAGGCGUUGUUGGAGAGUGUAACAUUCAGUAUGCGUUGAAUCCCUUCUCCAAAGAGUAUUGUAUUAUCGAAGUCAACGCUCGACUGAGUCGUUCCUCCGCUCUCGCUUCAAAGGCUACUGGUUACCCUCUUGCCUUCAUCGCCGCCAAGCUGGGUCUCGGCAUCCCUCUUAACGAGAUCAAGAAUUCCGUGACCAAAGUCACGUGCGCCUGUUUCGAGCCUUCCCUCGAUUACGUUGUCGUAAAGUUCCCCCGCUGGGACCUGAAGAAGUUUACGCGAGUAAGCAAGUUGCUCAACUCGAGCAUGAAGAGCGUUGGUGAGGUUAUGAGCAUUGGGAGGACGUUCGAGGAAACGAUUCAGAAGGCCAUUCGGGCCAUUGAUGAUUCUUUUGGCGGAUUUGAUCCACAACAUCUUCAUGCCCUCCUCGAAGAUGAGCUAUCCAACCCCACGGAUAUGCGCAUGUUCGCCAUUGCUACUGCAUUCCAGGAGGGCUAUUCGGUCGACAGGAUUUGGGAACUGACCAACAUCGACAAGUGGUUCUUGCGCAAACUAGAGUCACUGUGGGGCAUGUCACAAAUGCUUACGGAAUUCACUGCUUCGACUAUUUCCCCGGGUAUGCUUCGCCAGGCUAAGAGGAUGGGCUUUUGUGAUCGUCAGCUUGCUUCCUAUCUUAGCUCGAACGAGCUCGCUAUCCGUCGCCUCCGACAGGAGUAUGAAAUUGCGCCGUUCGUGAAGCAGAUCGAUACCGUGGCUGCAGAGUUCCCCGCAUACACGAACUAUCUCUAUACGACGUACAACGCCGUAGAGCACGACGUGUCGUUUGGGGAUCGCGGUAUCAUCGUGCUAGGCUCUGGUGUUUAUCGCAUUGGCUCCUCUGUUGAAUUCGACUGGUGCGCGGUGCGCGCCAUCCGUACUCUUCGUCAACAAGGCUACAAGACGGUAAUGGUCAACUACAACCCGGAAACGGUCAGUACAGAUUACGAUGAAGCAGAUCGUCUGUACUUCGAGAAUAUUAGUCUCGAGACCGUUCUAGACAUCUAUGAUGUUGAGCACUCAUCUGGUCUCAUCCUUUCCAUGGGGGGGCAAACACCCAAUAACAUCGCCCUGCCCUUAUACCGCCAGAAUGUCACUAUUUUUGGCACUUCCCCGGAAAUGAUCGAUACUGCGGAGAAUCGCUUCAAAUUCUCUCGUUUGCUCGAUAAGAUCGGCGUGGAUCAGCCUUUGUGGAAAGAACUAACGAGCCUGCAAGAGGCGCACGAGUUCUGUGCAAAAGUGAACUAUCCAGUGCUUGUGCGCCCUUCAUACGUCCUGUCGGGUGCUGCAAUGAAUGUGGUGUACUCUGCGGACGACCUCUCGAACUUCCUUGGACAGGCUGCGGAAGUUUCAAGGGACUACCCUGUCGUCAUCUCUAAAUACAUUGAAGAGGCAAAGGAAAUUGAAAUGGACGCCAUCGCCAAGGACGGCAAGCUUGUUAUGCACUACAUCUCGGAGCAUAUCGAGAAUGCAGGUGUGCACUCCGGCGACGCUACUCUCGUAUUGCCUCCCCAGGAUCUGGACCCCGAGACUGUCCGCCGCAUCGAAGAUGCCACACAAAAGAUUGGGAAUGCUCUGAACGUGACCGGCCCAUUCAACAUUCAGUUCAUUGCAAAGAACAACGAGAUCAAAGUGAUCGAGUGUAAUCUCCGCGCCGCACGCUCGUUCCCUUUCGUCAGCAAGGUGACCGGAGUAGAUGCCGUGGAGAUGGCUACCAAGGUCAUGCUCGGCAUUCCUGUCGAAUCAUAUCCCGAUCUAAACCUUCCUCCCGAUUAUGUCGGUGUAAAGGCACCUCAGUUCAGUUUCAGCCGUCUGGCCGGCGCCGACCCUGUUUUGGGUGUCGAAAUGGCUUCUACGGGUGAAGUUGCUUGUUUCGGAGAAAACAAGUUCGAGGCCUACAUGAAAGCUUUCUUGGCGACUGGCAAUGUCAAGCCAAAAAGCAACAUCCUCAUCUCUAUUGGUGGAUACAAAGAGAAGCUCGAGAUGCUGCCAUCAGUUCAGAAGCUUCAUCGCGCCGGGUACAACCUCUUUGCUACUGCCGGAACUGCCGAUUUCUUCACUGAGCACCAUGUCCCAUGCAAGUACCUAGAGGCGCUUCCUGCUGGUGUGACAGACAAGCAGAAGCUUGAGUAUUCGUUGACUCAGCAUUUGUCCAACCGUCUCAUCGACCUAUAUAUCAACCUGCCGUCACGUAACAAGUAUCGUCGGCCAGAAGGCUAUAAUAGUCGUGGUUACAUGACCCGGCGGAUGGCUGUUGAUUUUGCAAUUCCAAUCAUUACCAAUGUCAAAGUGGCCAAACUCCUUGUAGAGGCACUCGUCCGCAAGUUGGCCUUGGAUGUGUCACCUACGGACUUCAAGACAUCCCACACAACCUUCACCUUCCCCGGCCUCAUCAAUGUAAACGCGUAUGUGCCGGACUUGCUACACCAGGACCUGGAUUCUCUCCUCCAGGCGACUAGGGCCUCUGUCAGUGGUGGCUUCACUACUAUGCACAUUAUUUCCGACGGCGGGAUUAAGGACGACCAGGCCCUGGAGCUUGCUCAACGCCAAGUUUCCGGGAAGACAUACUGUGAUUAUGCUUUGUCUGUUGUCGCCACUGCGGAUAACGUUCAUUCGGAUGACCUCAAGAUCGCUGCCAAAUCGUUGUGCCUUACCAGCGCAGAGAGCAUUGCCGUCACAGCAGCCCAUUUCACCACAUGGCCUGCUGACAAACCCAUCGUGACUGAUGCCACCACAAAUGAACUGGCCUCGAUACUGUUGCUCGCUAGCCUGAACAACAGAAGCGUGCACGUUACUAACGUCCGCACAAAAGAAGAUAUCCUCUUGAUCGCGCUGAGCAAAGGGAAGGACCUCAAGGUCACCUGUGAUGUGUCCGUGUAUUCGUUGUUUUUUACACGCGAGAAAUAUCUCCAUGCGCCCUGCCUGCCGACAUUAGCCGAUCAGCAAGCAUUAUGGGAGAACCUCGCCUUUAUUGAUGUGUUCUCAACUGGCCCGAUGCCUUAUCAGCUUGCCAAGGCCCUUGGUCACCAAUACACUCCUGGGUCCGGCUUCGAAGAAACGAUGCCCUUGCUCAUGUCUGCUGUUAUGGAUGGAAGGCUGACACUAGACGACAUCAAGAUCCGGCUACAUGACAAUCCGAUGAGGAUCUUCGAUAUUCCCGAGCAACCGUCCUCACAUGUAGAGGUUGUGGUGGAUCGUAACGCGGUCUUCACGCCCCGCCAGACGCAUUGGUCACCAUUGGAAGGUCGUAUGUUGCCUGGCACCGUUCAUCGCGUUGUCAUGCAGGGCCACACAGCGUAUUUAGACGGCAUCGUGGUUUCAACACCUAUGGGCCGGGAUGUCUCUGGCAUGAUCUCGCCCAAACGUCACACGUUGCGUGCCACCGACGCAGGCGCUGUUCCGGGUUUGACGCAUUUGUCCACUGCAACCGCUGCUACUACUGCCACACCUCAGAGCAUGGUUAGCACUGCGCCUCGUGGUCCCACCCGGCCCUUCGCUGGCUUCACAGGUCAUCCAGCCUUCAGCCGUCGUCAUAUACUCUCCGUUGGGCAAUUCUCUCAUCAGGAUGUACAUGAUCUCUUCAAUAUUGCACAUGAGAUGCGCCUGCAGGUGGAACGUAAUGGCAGCUUGGACGUCCUGCGCGGUCGGGUCUUGUGUACACUGUUUUAUGAGCCGUCGACCAGAACGUCAUCUUCGUUUGAAGCCGCCAUGAAGAGGCUUGGUGGAGAAGUUGUUCAGGUGCCUACAGAUCGUUCUUCGGUCGUUAAGGGAGAAACGUUGCCCGACACCAUCCGGACUCUAGCGUGCUAUACCGACGCCAUCGUCAUCCGCCAUCCCUCAGUUGGCAGUGCUCAGCAAGCUGCCAAGUAUUCGCCUGUACCAAUUAUCAAUGCUGGCGAUGGUAUCGGAGAACAUCCAACUCAGGCCCUGCUUGACGUAUAUACCAUUCGUUCUGAGCUCGGUACCGUCAACGGCAAGGUUGUCACGAUGAUGGGCGAUCUGAAGAACGGCAGGACUGUGCACAGCCUCGUUAAGCUCUUGGCUUAUUAUCAGGUCAAGCUCAACUUUGUCUCCCCGCCGUCACUCGGAAUGCCUUCUUCUGUCAAAAGCGAAGCACGCAAAGCGGGCAUUCCGUUUGCGGAGUACGGCACGCUAGAUGAGGUCCUCUCCCAGACCGACGUGCUCUAUGUUACUCGUGUCCAACAAGAGCGCUUCACCAAUCAGGAUGACUACAACGCCGUCAAAGACGCGUAUGUUGUUAAUCACGCAGUUCUGGCCCGUGCAAAACCAGAGAUGAUUGUUAUGCAUCCUCUUCCUCGUGUGAGCGAAAUCGACCCUGAAGUCGACUUCGACUCCAGACGAGCUGUCUAUUUCCGGCAGAUGAGAUACGGUCUCUUUAUCCGGAUGGCCCUACUGGCUAGCGUCAUGGCAUAA
Dacryopinax primogenitus is the source of this 6846-nucleotide messenger RNA. RefSeq names its product carbamoyl-phosphate synth. Gene Ontology annotation, molecular function: amino acid binding; ATP binding; carbamoyl-phosphate synthase (glutamine-hydrolyzing) activity. The coding region runs from base 1 to 6846 and encodes 2281 amino acids. Gene Ontology annotation, biological process: UTP biosynthetic process; L-glutamine metabolic process; L-citrulline biosynthetic process. Lineage: Eukaryota; Fungi; Basidiomycota; Dacrymycetes; Dacrymycetales; Dacrymycetaceae. Gene Ontology annotation, cellular component: cytoplasm; cytosol. The transcript is spliced from 9 exons. The record is from RefSeq and is a predicted model, not a curated record.